AAAAAAUCCUUCCAGAGACGCUUUUUUCAACUAACAAUCACAACAUCUCGGGCCAACCCCAAAGGGUGCUUCAUCUAGGGCGCAUCUAUAAUGGAUUUCCUUGCGGCCUGUGAAGAUCUUGCUGCCAACGUUGCAGCAUUUGACUUUGUUGACGAUCCCUCCGAUGUCUCUGAAUCCGAUCGGUCAAUGUGGCAGGCUCUCUUUGAUCUCUCCUCCGACGAAGCUGUCGAAGCCAUUCGAAACUGGAGGGCUGACUUCGCUCGCCCGACGCUCUCGCAGGCAGCAUGGCUCAUGGUCAAAGAUGCCAAAACCGCUGAGGGAUUCAACAAAGAGUCAUACGAAUAUAGCAUAUUCAAAGAACAAGAGUCUCGCAAGAAAUCACGCGAAUCAAGCAGUGGCACAGUGGCCGCGAACGGGGGUGCGCAGUAUCUUCUCAAGCUAGAAGUGGAAGCUACCAACACGGAAAUACUCUACCGACUACCCAAGAAACCGAAAAUUCUCACAGGCCUCGACGAUGACGGUAACACAACCAAAUUCUGCUUGUUAUCCGGUACAGAGAAGUCCGAGCUCUUGAAGGGUCCGCCGAAAACACGCCAGCCAACCUUCAUCCGCGUAUCCAUUGCACAGAAGGCUCUAUCUUCAACAUCUCUCUAUCCAACACUUGGAUUUGACACCACUAUGCCGCAGUUUCGACCUGCCAAUUCGCCUUUGCCUCCUCCGUUAGCUCGACCAGGACAAGACGAGUAUCCAGUCUGGUACUUUUUUUAUGGCACUCUUGCCGAUGCCGACAUCCUCUCACGCAUCAUAGGCCUUGGCAAAAAGGACGGAGAAACUCAGGUCGAAUACAAACGAGCCCGCAUUCACCGCGGUAAACUCUCUACAUGGGGGGGAAAGUAUCUGGCUUUAGUAGAUGCGGACGAAGAUUCCACGGUGGACGGAUGUGCCUAUCAGGUGAAGGACCAGAAUCAAGAGGAUUCGCUCCGGGUGUAUGAGACAGGAAAAUAUGAGGUGGUCCGGUGCACCAUGGAAUUGUUGGAGGGAGAUGGGGGUUUCCUUCAGGGACUCACUUUCAGGCUCGCCUAGUCGUAUGCUCUCGGCCACCUACCUCGACAUACAGAGUAAAUGCGGCUCUACCCUCCCUUAUCUCAUUCUAGAGUUUGUGCCUGGUAUGAAGCCUGCCAGCAAAGGUUGUUUUUUUUUGUGGGAAUUGGGAAUGGCUGUGAAGGUCAUAAUAGCGCCUUCACACAAGGUUUCGGGAUUGAAAUCGUUGUAUACGGCAGCAGAAAACCCAGCACAGAGUAUUUAGACAAUCCAUAAAGCAAGCACAUGGCCAGAAGACCUUCAUUCAAACAUCUCAUUCGUGG
Molecule: messenger RNA, 1364 nt
Organism: Trichoderma harzianum CBS 226.95
Lineage: Eukaryota; Fungi; Ascomycota; Sordariomycetes; Hypocreales; Hypocreaceae
Exons: 1
Coding region: 91-1083 (330 amino acids)
Source: RefSeq, a predicted model, not a curated record